ACCCCCUUCCUACCCCCGAGGCUCCUCAGCGGUCUCCCUAGUGGCCCGGCUCGGGCGGUGGGAGCCCGACGCCGUCCUCCUUCCGUCACCGGGUCGCAGACCGACCCUCGGCGCCUCGCAGCCGCCACCCCCCAAGUGUCCGGGCCGCGCUCGGCGGGCCCCUGAGCCGCAGCCAUGGGGUGCUGGCGUCGGAACCGGGUCCGGCUUCUGUGCAUGCUGUUACUGACCUUCAUGUUCAUGGUGCUGGAGGUGGUGAUUAGCCGGGUGACCUCGUCGCUGGCGAUGCUCUCUGACUCCUUCCACAUGCUGUCGGACGUGCUGGCGCUAGUGGUGGCCCUGGUGGCCGAGCGCUUCGCCCAGCGGACCCAUGCCACCCAAAAGAACACGUUCGGCUGGAUCCGGGCCGAAGUGAUGGGGGCUCUGGUGAACGCCAUCUUCCUGACCGGCCUCUGCUUCGCCAUCCUGCUGGAGGCCAUCGAGCGCUUCAUCGAGCCGCAGGAGAUGCAGCAGCCGCUGGUGAUCCUCGGGGUUGGCGUGGCGGGGCUGCUGGUCAACGUGCUGGGGCUCUGCCUCUUCCACCAUCACAGCGGGUUCGGCAAGAACUCCAGCCACAGCCACAGCCUCCCCAAGGGGGUCCGCGGCAAGAGUAACCGCCCCGGGGACAGCGACAACAUGAAAUCGGCUGACCAGAGAUCUGAUCAGGAGGAGACCAACACCCUAGUGACCAGUAAUAGCAACUCCAACGGGCUGAAACUGGACGGGACAGAUCCAGAAAAGUCCAGAAGUGAUGCAACGGAAUUACAAGUGAAUGGGAAUGUUAUCCGAGAAACUGACAAUGCAGAAGAUGAUAAGGCCGGACAACUUAACAUGCGUGGAGUUUUUCUGCAUGUCUUUGGAGAUGCUUUGGGUUCAGUGAUUGUAGUAGUAAAUGCCUUGGUCUUUUACUUUUCUUGGCAAGGUUGUCCUGAAGGGAAGAGGUUCUGUGUGAACCCAUGUAUACCUGACCCCUGCACAGCAUUUGUAGAAGUAAUUAAUAGUACUUAUGAAACAGUUUAUGAGGCUAGUCCUUGCUGGGUGCUAUAUUUAGAUCCAACUCUUUGUGUUGUAAUGGUUUGUAUACUUAUUUACACAACUUGUCCAUUACUUAAGGAAUCUGCCCUUAUUCUUCUACAAACUGUUCCUAAACAAGUUGAUAUCAGAAAUUUGAUAAAAGAACUUCGAAAUGUCGAAGGAGUUGAGGAAGUUCAUGAAUUACACAUUUGGCAACUUGCUGGAAGCAGAAUCAUUGCCACUGCUCACAUAAGAUGCGAAGAUCCGACAUCAUACAUGCAGGUGGCUAAAAUCAUCAAAGACGUUUUUCAUAAUCACGGAAUUCACGCUACUACCAUUCAGCCUGAAUUUGCUAGUGUAGACUCUAAAUCAAGUGUAGCCCCAUGUGCACUUGCCUGCAGAACGCAGUGUGCUUUGAAGCAAUGUUGUGGGUCUCGGCCACAAACCCAUUUUGGAAAGGAUACAGAAAAAGCCCCAACAGUUAGCAUUUCUUGUUUAGAACUUAGUGACAAUCUAGAGAAGCCCAAGAGGACUAAAGUUGAAAACAUGCCUGCUGUUGUGAUAGAAAUUAAAAAGGUGCCAAACAAACAACCUGAAUCAUCUUUGUGAGUCUUGAAAAAGAUGUGAUAUUUGACUUUUGCUUUAAACUACAAGAGGAAAAAGACUCCAUUGAAAUUCUAAGUUUGCCAAGUAGUGUAAUUGAAGUCCUUGUCUGGUCACACAGUUUAAUUCUAUUUUUGUAAGAACAUAAUGGGACUGCUUGACAGAGUUCUAGAUUACAACUUUGUGAUUCUUAGUGCAGAGUACAGCUAUGCUGUAACAAUUUUGGAAAGCCAGUUUUAACACUAUGUUACAUUUUUGUUUAAAGUAGUAUAAACCUUAUAUAACAUAAUGACAUUUGAUUUCCAGUUUUUCCAUGGUGAAAAAUUAAUUAGGGGGAUAAAUAAAUUAAAAUUGUUACUGGAAUUCCUCUGCUUUUCUUUUCCCCCGGUGUUAUAUUUUGUUUAUUAGAAUUAUAAUUGCUAGAACUUUAAAACUCACCAACAACUUUUUUCCUUUGAUACUUAGGUAAUAUUUACUUGCUCUUUAAGAUAAUUACAUAGCAUAGUAGCAACAUAUUUUAAGAGUGACUGAUGGGUGUAAUUAAGAAAGGUUUCUUUUUUUCCACACGGGGUAUUUAUAAUACUAAAGAUCAGUUCUUCUGUAUAUUCUAUAUUGCUGAGUAUUAAUCUAAUAUAAUAAACAGUGAGAUAUAAUUAACAAAUUGAACUAUAGUUUACACAUACUAGGGCAUAUGGGGAGUAAAAGCAGGGAAAGAAGUUUACCAAAUUAAAUAUUUAGAUUAUUGUAAAUUAACAUUGAGACUACAUUUCUAAAUUAUUCUGAGGGUUUGAACGUGUUUUCUCUUACCAAAGUUAGUCUAAAACACGAACAUGUUCACCAGCAUUACUUGCUUUGAAAGAUUGGCAUCAGAAGCACAUAUAUACAGUAAAUGUUUUUAAGGACAUUAAACUCAAUCUAAUAAUUACAUGUUAAAUGCAAGCUUACUAAUGGAAUCUUUUAAACUGUGGGUGUUUAAAAAAACUUUCCAGUGUUAAAGUCAUUUCGUCGUGACCAAUCAUGAAUGGGUUCAAAUGCAGCUUUUCAAACACCACCAGCAAUGCUUGUGUUUUGCCAAGAGCCACUGACUUGGGAGGAGAACGAAAUCUGAAAGUUAAUGGAGUUUGGGUAUUAAAUUCUUAAAAAGCAAAAUAAGUUAGGGCAAAAUUAAUAAUUAAGAUUCUAUAAGUUAUCCUGUCUUGAUACUGCUAUCUAGUAGCGGCUUGUUUAGUGAGGCUACAAUACCCACACAGGAAAUUGUUCUUGGCUAUUUUAUUGUUGCUGUGGAUUUCAAAUCCAUAUACAAAUGUUAUUUAAGGGUAUUUAAGUUAUAUUUUUCUUGAUGAGAGGGAUUAUGCUUUGUGAAGAAACUGUAGAUUUUCGACCUCAAAAGGAGGAAUAUUAAUAUCAGUUAUCAUGUAUAGCUCUAUUUUUCUAGAAACAAGGUAUCCUGACUACUUCAGUGACUUUUAUAGCUGACUACUUUUGAGAUGGCGACCUUUUGGGAUUUGAAAUAAUUCAUUGUUUAAUGGGUCUUAAGAUGAAAGCGCUGGCCUGUGACAGUUAACUUUUUAAAGGAAUGAUCUUCUGUGGUAGAUGGUGUGUUGUUGUUGUUUUUUUAGCAUAAGCCUAUUGCUGGCAAUGGGCCUAUUUAAGAACAGCCGAUUUUUCCAAUUAGAAUGAGGUAAUUUUAGGAACACAGUUUGUAAGUUCACAUUUACUAUAAUGGGCCAAAACCAUAACCUGCCAAUUUGCAAUACAUCUUGAUAUUUUAAUACUCUUACUUAAUAUUGUGGAAUUCAAUUCCUAAACUGGUAGUUACUUUGAAUAUUGCAGACAAUUUUUUUAAACAAUGAAAUUGGGGGAUUUCAUUGUAUGGAUGAAUAAGAGAAAGCUUCAAAUUGUACUGUAUCCUGUACAUUCCUGAUUUAACACUUUAAACUACAAAACAUUAAGAUCUCAAAACAGUUUGUUAUAGAAACAUUUCAGUAAUGAUAACAAUAGGAUAACUGAUAAAAUAUAUUACAUUUAAUAAUUUUUUUUUUUUUUUUACAAAUGCUCUAUUUGGUCUUUUUUUUUUCAAAUGAUGUUUAAGCUUUGGACAAGGGGUUUUUUUGUUUUUGUUUUUUUCAAAAGUGCUUUGAAGGUAACAACUUCUAGAUUUCAGUUAUUUCACUUUUCAUCAUUUUUAAGUAGCUUAUAUGUAACAAAGUGGUACCAUAGGAGGAUUCUCUUUUUUCAAAGGACUUUGUCAUAAUAGCAAAAUCAGUGGGCACUGACUCACCUUUUGAGUUUUAGCAGAGAAUUAUUUAUUUCUUUACAGAAUGCACUUUCUAACCCAUUUUUUAGCUUUAUUAGCAUUAUCUUUUAAAAAUGCUUUUAUAUUUAAAUAUUGUGGGACAUAGGCUCCCCCCCCCCCCAAAAUAGCUUCUUCCUUCCUGAAAGAAAAUGAAGGGAAUACGCUGAAUUAUUAGGAGAUUUAAACCCAAUAUUUAAAUAUGCUGUUUUAUAACACUGCAUCAGUUUUAGGAGGUGCAUCUCUCCUGCUGGCUCUUUUAUAUUUGAGCAAGAUUAGUGUAUUUAGAAUAUGUUUAGCAACUUGUCUACUGUCUCUGUUUAGUGAGAAGGAGGUGCUGCAUGUACCGGAAUUAAAACCAACUCAGAAAUUUUUCCAAGCCAAAUGCAGCUUUAGUGAUGAGAGAUUUAAAUCUUCAUUGUCACCUUUUACUUAUAUGAAUGUUUAGUUGUUUUUGAAGGGCAUAUGCAUUAUAAAAGUAUGGACUAGAACCUACAAGAAAUAUAAAGGUCAAAGAACUUGCUCUACGUAUUUUUAACAUUUUAGAAAACAAUGUGUGACUGACUAAGGUAUGUCAUUUGAACAGGAAAAAUUUCCAUCCAGAGCACCUUUGGAAAAUCACACUAGGUAGGAGACUAUGUUAACAUUUGUAUCUUGUUAACAGCCUCAGUUAAUUGUGAACUUUUGAAAGUUUUGAGGGAAAAGGCCUAUGGAACCUAAUGUGAAGUAUUUAGUAGGCUAACUGGUAUUGGGUUGAAGGUUUUUACUGUUUCUAAGCAGAUAUCAUUUGAAUGAUAUGUCACUUACCUGCUGUCUUAAGAUGUUCACAUACAUAAAUGUGGAUAAUAAUUCUACAAUAUAGAAAUAUUUAUUUUAAUAGUGUUUCAGUUAAGUCAUAAAACAGUGUUAAAACUCUUGGGAAGGUGGAGGGGUUUCUUGUUUUCUAAACUGAAACUGUCAAAUACAGUGUUUGACCAUCUGAAGUGGACAUUGUAACCACUGUUUUGAUGUAGCACUACCAGUUCUGUGUGGCAGUGCUAUUUUCUUUCACUAAGCUCUGGAAUAUUUAGCAGUCACUUUUACUGGCACAAGAGCUUUUUGUAUGUCAUUCAGUUUAAACUUUCAAACCAAAAAUUUUAUGGUCCAGUGUCUUUGGCAAAAAGAUGCUGAAGGGAAUGUAACAAAAAAUUAAUAUGUGGUUAUAUAUAAAAAGACAAAAAUUGCCACGUUAUGGUUCUGCCUUGAAACAGCACAAUGAAGUAUAGCAGUGUGUUCUGUGGUUCUUUAUCAAACUUCAAUGUCGUGUUGUUUUGUGUCUGCCACAGCCUGUCCUUCAGGCCAGAUGUGGCCCAGUUAAAUGCAACUAUCAUCUCAUUAAAUACAGAUGCACAUAAAAUGUCUUCAGUGCUGCAACCUUUUACCGAACUUUCUGUAUGUUUUAUGACUGUGCAUUGUUUUCCAAAGCUGUUCCUACCUCAUCAUGAGGCUUUAUGAAUUGUUAUGUAUUAUAAAUGUUCUUUAUGAGACAGACUACUGUGUUUCUUCUCAUUUAUUAAAAGUUAAGUAGAAAAAUAAAUUAAUUUUUAAAUAUCUAUUUGAUUAUUUUGUGCAUGCUAGACUGAGUUAUGUAGAAGAGAGUUGGACCUUAGGUAUUGAAAGGGAAGUUGCAGCUUAACAUGAGUUGCUGGUGUGCAGAAUGACUAGGUUACAGGACAGUGAUGUGAAGGAAAACAAAUGUGGGCAGACAUUUCGAUGGAAAUUGAACGGGUAACUGUAAAGGCUCACCAACAUGAAAUACUCAGUGGCUGUGAAAAUUUUCAGUAAACAUAACUUUACCUAUAGGUUAAUCUUUUGGUACUCGCUAUUAUUUAUUU
Molecule: messenger RNA, 5820 nt
Organism: Molossus molossus (Pallas's mastiff bat)
Lineage: Eukaryota; Metazoa; Chordata; Mammalia; Chiroptera; Molossidae
Gene: SLC30A1
Product: solute carrier family 30 member 1
Exons: 2
Coding region: 175-1659 (494 amino acids)
Biological process (GO): detoxification of zinc ion; zinc ion transmembrane transport; intracellular zinc ion homeostasis
Cellular component (GO): membrane; Golgi apparatus; endoplasmic reticulum
Molecular function (GO): calcium channel inhibitor activity; zinc ion transmembrane transporter activity
Source: RefSeq, a predicted model, not a curated record